AUGACGGACCACGGUAUGGAUUGGCUGCAGGGGAAGAUCCUGGCUUGGACUCACCCACCGCCCGUCAACAAGAUCGACACCCACCACCAUUUUGUGCCGUCGUUCUACCGGGAAGCCGUUGAGGCAGCAGGAGGCGACCCAAGCGGCUGGCCCACGCCCAGCUGGAGCCCACUCCGCUCCGAGCUCCUCAUGAAACGCCUAGGGAUCCGCACAGCGAUCCUCUCGACCACAGCCCCCGGGGCCUGCAUCCUUCAAGGCGAAGCCUCGUACAAGCUGGCGCGGCAGCUGAACGAGUACGCGGCAGACCUGCGUGACAAGCACCCAGACCGCUACGGGUUCUUCACCAACCUGCCCGACAUCCUUCUACACCCAGACGCCGCGCUCGCCGAACUUGCGUACGCCCUGGACAUCCUGCACGCCGACGGCGUCACCCUAUUCACGCGCUACGGCACCUCCGCCGCCACGCAAGCCUACCUGGGCCACCCAUCCCUCGAACCGAUUUGGGCGGAGCUGCACCGCCGCAAGUGCGUGGUCUUCGUGCACCCGACCCACCCGGCCGACACUACGCCGGUCAACGCCCACCUCCCGCAGCCCGUGGUCGACUACCCGCACGAGACCACCCGCACCGCCAUGGACAUGAUCCUGCGGGGCACUCGCCGCAAGUACCCGGAUUGCACGGUGAUCCUCUCGCACGCCGGCGGCACCCUCCCGUAUCUGAUCACCCGGCUAGCCACGCCCCUCCGCAAGGCGCCGGAUCUGGCCGCCGAGUAUGUCGUCGGCACGACCUAUGAGCAGGUCAUGGCGGAUUUCCGGAGCUUUCACUUCGAUCUGGCGCUGUCGGCGGCGCCGCAGGUCGUCGAGGUGUUGCGGCGGAUGGUGCCGGCGGAUCGGAUUCUCUAUGGGAGUGACUUCCCGUACGCCCCGUUGCCGGCGUAUCCGGCUUUCUUGGAGGAGCUGGAAGGGUGCGAGAUGACGGAGGAGAUGCGCGAGGGGAUUUAUUUUGGAAAUGCGCGGAAGUUGAUUCCCAGGUUGGCGGGGGAGGGGGGGCGGGAAGGGAAGAUCUGA
Aspergillus uvarum CBS 121591 is the source of this 1065-nucleotide messenger RNA. Its product is annotated as amidohydrolase family protein. Gene Ontology annotation, biological process: secondary metabolic process. Bases 1 to 1065 code for a protein of 354 amino acids. Gene Ontology annotation, molecular function: carboxy-lyase activity; hydrolase activity. Gene Ontology annotation, cellular component: cytoplasm; cytosol. NCBI's taxonomy places the organism in Eukaryota, Fungi, Ascomycota, Eurotiomycetes, Eurotiales, Aspergillaceae. The record is from RefSeq and is a predicted model, not a curated record. The transcript is spliced from 4 exons.